ACGCACACACACACACACAGUCCGUCCGCUUCUUUGCCAUGAGUGCGUCAAGUUUCAGGGACUGCCAGGCAUGGAGGUCCGAGGGUCUUCCACUGUCCACCAGCAGUAAUGAAGCCUGCAAAUUGUAUGACGCCAUACUCACUCAGUAUGUGACAUGGCGUAACGAUGAAACUCUGGGAGGACUUGAGGGAUGCAUCUCAGCUAUUAAGGAAGCUGAUCCUGAUUUUGUCAUGGGUCAUGUGAUCAGCACGGGGCUGGAACUGAUUGGAACAGGAACCUCCAUUCGGCUGAACGAGCGUCUGGCCAGUGCUGUGAGGCGAACUGUGGAACUGGCCAACAGCCAGGACCUCACGCCCAGAGAGAGGCUCCACGUCCAGGCUAUUGAGCUCUUCUCAAGUGGAAACUUUCCCAAAGCCUGUGAAGUGUGGGAUGACAUUCUCUUGGAUCACCCCACUGACUUUCUGGCUCUUAAGUUUGCUCAUGACAGCUACUUCUACAUGGGAGCUCAAAUUCCGAUGAGGAAUUCAGUAGCUCGGGUUCUGCCCUACUGGAAGCCCCAUUUCCCUCUGUUCAGCUAUCUGAAAGGAAUAUAUUCCUUUGGCCUCAUGGAGACUCGUUUCUACGACCAGGCUUAUAAAACAGCCAUAGAGGGUCUUACCUUGACUCCAGAAGAUGCAUGGAGCGUGCACUCAGUUGCUCAUGUGCACGAGAUGAGGGCUGAGAUCGACAAAGGACUGCAGUUUAUGAAGAGUACAGAGAAAAACUGGCAGAACUCUGACAUGCUGGCCAGUCAUAACUAUUGGCACUGGGCGCUGUACUUCAUUGAGAAGGGUCAAUACGAAGCUGCUGUGGAACUGUACAAUAAUCAGGUGUUCAGGCGUUGUAAGGCCUCCGGAUCCAUGCUGGACACUGUAGAUGCCUGUUCAUUGCUGUGGAGACUGGAAAUGGAGGGUGUGUGUGUGAAGGACCGUUGGCGUGAGCUGCUGCAGGUGACUCUGCCACACACUGACGAUCACGUGACCAUAUUUAACGACCUCCACUUCCUCAUGGUGUCGCUGGGAGCUAAAGAGACGGAAGCCUCUCAGCGCCUGCUGGAAGGCCUCAAGGAGCUGUCCAAAGAUCCUGGAGACAAUCAGCAACACCAGGUGGCUAACACAGUCGGGGUAGAUAUGUGUCAGGCCAUGGUGGAGUACAACCGCGGAAACUUCAGUCUUGCUGUGGAGCUACUGCAGCCUGUGCGCUACCGAAUGGUGGAAAUAGGAGGCAGUGAUGCACAAAGGGAUAUUUUCAAUCAACUACUUAUUCAUGCAGCCUUGAAGUCAGAGAAGACGUACCACCACAAACUGGGAAGGUGUCUUCUGGUGGAGCGCGAUUCUGUGAGGCCGAACUCGCCGCUGACUGAUCGGCUGAUGCAGAGAGCCCUGGCGCUCCACAUCUAGGCUCAUGAGGUGCACAGAGGUGCUUUUCUUAAAAAAAAAAAAAAGAAAUCAUCAAAGUGAUGCUGUGAUCUGCUGGUGUUUACUUUUUACACCUUUAUACCACAUUCUAACCAACCAUUUACAUGCCGAAAAAUACAACACAUAAUCGCACACUUCAUACAAAAUCAGGUUUUCAUCUCACAAUAAAUAUAACUUCAAGUAAUUUUUAUGUGUAAACAUAAUCGUGUUUUAAUGUCAACACCUGAUGAACAAAAAUUAGUACAAAAAAACCCCCAGUAAAUUCACACUGUGCACUUGGUGUGUAGUGACUUUUUUUUUGGUAAUACGAUUACAUCACUCGUACGUAUUUCAAUAAGAAAAUGUCCUUCAGUGUCACAUUCGUGGUAAAGCAGUAAGUCCUUGCAGCGAGGCGGCACAUUGUCGGCUCCUUUCUUGCAUAGCUGUGCUCUCACAACAGAGAAGUAAUCUCAUCUUGGAUCUGCGUGAUCAGGAUGUGGGACAGCACGACGCCUGCAAUCUGGAGAACAGCAACGGCAUUCAGUUAAUGAACUCAGCAGCGCCCCCUGCUGUGUCUAACAGUGGUAAUAAUAAAGUAAUAAUUUUUUGCUAAAGUCAACUGACUUGUAUAAUAGUUGGAUAACUAUUACACAGGUGUGUGUGUGGGGGGGGGGGGGGUACAAAAUUAUAUCCAGUCAACUGUGUGAGGCGCCAAAAUGGGGAAUUGGAACAGAAAGCUGCACGUAAAAGCAGAGUUGUCUGGAAUAAAAGGAUUAAUGUUUGCUUCCGAGAAGUUAUUCGUAUGUAAAGAUAGUAUUUGCCCUAAUGCUGAAGUCUCUCUUCCAUAUGUCGCUUGAUUCUGAUUUCUCACUUGUAAGUCGCUUUGGAUAAACGCAUCAGCGAAAUGAAUGAACGUUCAAAGGCAAUAAAAACAUGGAGAGAGCACAAAAAGGGACUUGGCUGUUCUGCACGCAGCAGCGCCGUGGACAAAACCUUUAGACAUUUAAAAUAAAAAAAACAUUUGUGCAAACACCAGAAUGCACAGCUGCAUGUAAGCUAGACUGCCAUGACUGUCUUGUGUGUCGGUACUUUAUAGGAUGAAGGAUGAUUAUUGUGAUUGUUAGGUCUUUGCUAAACGUUUUCCAAAAUGACAGUGUGGUUUCCAAUAAUAAACAGUUGCAACGUGUCACUGGUUGUUCUGACAAUUCUAUGUUGUGCUUUGGUUUUAUUUGUUGGCAUGGUGAUUGCAGAUGGUCGCCCCAAUCAGUCUGGACUACUUGAGGUUUCUUUCUAUAAUCAAAAAGCAUCUGAGAGAGUUUUUCCUUAUGGCUAUUGCCAAUGUGCCUGCCCAUUGGGUGGGUAAGGGUUAAAACUUGCUGGUGUAUCGCACCUUGGUGGGUCUAUGUUUUGAUUUGGCACUGUACAAAUUGAGUAUAGUUGUCUUUUGAGGCCCUUAGCCAAUUUCUACCAAUCAGUAUGCAAAUGAAGGUCAACAAAACUCCACUUGUUUAUUUGUUAAAGGUCAAGGUCAGUGAUGUCAUAGUCAAGGAAUUAGCUUUUCAACAGGAUUUCCACCAAACCUUACACAUAUUUUGAGGUGGAUUCCAGAAUUGCUCAAGAGUGAUCAAAGAUCAGCCACUGGGGUCAGUGUUAUUUCUGUUUGUUUGUUGGCUGACACCUCUCAGGUCCUUUGCUGGAUUUCGACUAAACUGGUAUUUUCUACUAAAUCUGUUAUGAAGAUAAACUUAGGAAUUUCUCUCAAAGGGGCAAUUUUGGAAAAGGUCAAAGUCAUUGUGUCAAGGAGUUCAAUUUUUAUCCCUCUGGUAUGAAAUAAGGGGGAUAUAGCGAUCAGCAUGUCCGUCCGUCCAUCUGUCUGUCUGGUUUUGUGUGUUAGCAUGAUAUCUCAAAAACCAGUUGACCAAUUUCAUUCACAUUUAGCAUAAGGGUGGACUUGGAUGAUCCCUAACACUUUGUAUUACUGAUUUGUGGGAAUCGGGGGAGAUACGUCAACUCCCGAUGACUCAUGUUUUUUAUGGCUUGGUAGACCUAAGGUCAAUCAUUUGGGUAAAGAUCAAGAUCACUGGGGGUCAAAGGUCAGAUUUUCACCAGAAAAUGAAUUGAUGGAUACUUAUACUACCAUUUCCGUUGGCGUCAUCAUGGCCACACGUACAGCUGCCUAGUCACAGUAAUUUCCAACACAUAUCUAGACUCUUAAAACACAACAGUUAGAGUACAGUUGUGACUUCAUGGUUGAAAAAUUCUGAAGAAAUGAUCAGGAAGUAUUUUCCUUACUGUGAAAACUUGCAAAUUCUGCAGCAAAACAAAGUUAAAAAACCUUUUGGUUAAUUAAGAGUUUGAUUUAAAUUUGCCUCAGUAGACAAAUCUAGCAUUAGUGGUUUAGUGAGGAUGUGAUUCUCACUCAUUAGAUGUGCAAAGGGGGAAAAAAAAAACCUCAUAAGACUUGCUGCACAUCAAAGCUGGUGGAAUAUUAAUGCAAUUGUUUUGACAGAACUCAUGGGUAAUUCACACUGCAUGGUUCCAUCGGGGACGGCUUGGAGACACGAGAUGAACCUUUAACAGCAGUGUGAGAGACAGAAUACAGUGUGACAGCUCCAGAAUUAUUUGGCUGAGUACGACGACUAAUUACAGACAGAUCCUGAUACAUGCUGCUGCUAAUUACAUUUUAUGGCCAAUCACAAGGAGUUUUUUAUAAAUCAUUGAUAUCUGACAUGCGUUUUAUACUCGUGCUCUAUAACAAGGAGCAAAUAGCCAUCUGCUUCCUUGUGCACGUCAUGGUACGUAAUCACAUGCACCCUCUGCCUCAGACACACAUUAACCUGCACUUUUGUUCUUCAACAGUGAUGUAAUAAAAGAAAGAUAUGCAGUU
Messenger RNA from Thalassophryne amazonica, 4323 nucleotides. RefSeq names its product tetratricopeptide repeat domain 38 (gene ttc38). The record is from RefSeq and is a predicted model, not a curated record. Bases 39 to 1439 code for a protein of 466 amino acids. NCBI's taxonomy places the organism in Eukaryota, Metazoa, Chordata, Actinopteri, Batrachoidiformes, Batrachoididae. Gene Ontology annotation, molecular function: protein binding. The transcript has 14 exons.